AUGGCUAUUCGGACAGGAUGCGAUUGGCCGGGAUACAAGCCUGACGGGUUCCUGGCGUCAGGGCCACCGUGGCAGGAGUAUUAUCUUCGUAUUGCAAAGCCAAUCGGUUUCGGUGCAGCCCAUGACAUCGAGAAAAUUAGGCGUCGGGGCUUGAAAUUCGGAUACGGCAUGACCAAGACCAAGGCCCGUCACGAUAGUAGCGCUCGCCACGAUACGAACACGACGUGGGAGGAGAAGAAGAAGAAGAAAAGAAGGACAAAACUCCCAAGCCGUAUAAAGCCAUGGCCAGGCCUGUCUCAGAAGAUCAGCAGCCCAGCCGCUGCCAUCAUCCGACGGGUGCUGCAUCGCCUUGUGAUUGUCGAAGAUGUGAUUUCUAUCACCAUUGAGUCUGUCUCAGAGGAGCAGAAAGCUGGCGUGGGGGUUUGA
Messenger RNA from Neurospora tetrasperma FGSC 2508, 426 nucleotides. RefSeq lists its product as uncharacterized. Bases 1 to 426 code for a protein of 141 amino acids. Lineage: Eukaryota; Fungi; Ascomycota; Sordariomycetes; Sordariales; Sordariaceae. The record is from RefSeq and is a predicted model, not a curated record. The transcript is spliced from 3 exons.